AUGCCCGUCGAGCUGCGCAAGCGCAAGGCGCCCGCGCCGCCGCCGGCCCCGGCCCCGGCUCCCAAGAAGAAGGCGGCGUCCAAGGCCAAGCCGCCUGCCGGCAAGCCCAAGAAGGCCGCUGCCAAGGUCGCCGACAAGGUCGAGGAGGCUGUCGCGCGCGCUGCGCCGGCCAAGGCCGAGGAGGACGUCGCCAAGGCUGAGAAGAAGGAGGACGGCAAGAAGGUCGCCGUGGGCGAUGUCAUCGACCUGGAGAGCUUCGGCGGCGAGGUCGAGACCAACGACGGCCAGAAGACGAGCCUCAAGAAGCUCGUUGACGAGAGCAAGUCCGGCGUUGUGCUGUUCACUUACCCCAAGGCAUCUACGCCCGGCUGCACCAACCAGGUCUGCCUCUUCCGCGACUCCUACGAGCCCCUUACGGCCGACGGGCUUGCCAUCUACGGCCUGAGCGCCGACUCGCCCAAGGCCAACACCACCUUCAAGGAGAAGCAGCGCCUGCAGUACCCGCUGCUGUGCGACCCGCAGGCGACCCUCAUCGCCGCCAUUGGCCUGCGCAAGCAGCCCAAGGGCACCCAGCGCGGCGUCUUCGUCGUCGACAAGGCCGGCAAGGUCCUCGUCGCCGAGGCCGGCGGCCCCGCGGCCACGGUCGACCGCGUCAAGGCGCUGGUCGAGGAGCUCAAGAAGAAGGACUGA
Molecule: messenger RNA, 690 nt
Organism: Purpureocillium lilacinum
Lineage: Eukaryota; Fungi; Ascomycota; Sordariomycetes; Hypocreales; Ophiocordycipitaceae
Biological process (GO): cellular response to oxidative stress; cell redox homeostasis
Cellular component (GO): cytoplasm
Molecular function (GO): thioredoxin peroxidase activity
Source: RefSeq, a predicted model, not a curated record